UCCACUUUUUGAGUGGGAUUUGGGUGUAUAUAAACGCCUCUUUCCCUUCUUUACCUAUUCCAUCGCCAUUUCUUCAUUCUUCAUUCUUCAUUCUUCACCAUUACUGCACCACAGCAGCUCCUCUCCUUCACAUUUCUCCUUCCGAGAGAAGAUGAGCAGACCAGGAGACUGGAAUUGCAGGUCGUGCCAGCACUUGAACUUCCAGAGGAGGGACACGUGCCAGCGCUGCGGCGACCCCAAGAGCGGCGGCGCUGAUUUUGGCGGUCUAAUGAACGGCGGCGGAAGAGGAGGCUCCGCAUUCGGCUACGGCGGCUCCGACGUCAGGCCCGGAGACUGGUACUGUACCGUCGGCAAUUGUGGAGCCCACAAUUUCGCUAGCCGCUCGAGCUGCUUCAAAUGCGGUGCCUUCAAAGACGACAUGUUGGGUGGAGGCUUCGACUUCGAUCUUCCUCGCUCCAGAGGAACCUCCUUCGGCUUUGCCAAUGGCACCGGUGCUGGCGGCCGAACUGGUGCCUCUGCCUGGAAGUCUGGAGACUGGAUUUGUGCCCGGUCGGGAUGCAACGAACACAACUUUGCAAGCAGAAUGGAAUGUUUUAGAUGCAGUGCUCCGAGAGACUCGUACUAACGGAGCUAGUCAAGCCAAGAUCCUCCGUCAUCAAGUUUUGGGUAAUGUUUCCAACUGAGCAAAUUUCAAAGAGUCACUUCAUAACCUGCAUUAGCUUUCUUCUUCUUCUCUCUGUCUGUCUCUUUUUUCUUUUUUAGUUUUUGUUUUUUUUUUUGUAACUUUUUCUUUAAUUUCUGGGUGCCUGUUAUUCCUGUGCUGAAAAUUUGAGAUAUUGUCCAAAAUCAAUGUUCAUUAUCAGCUGCUGUAAUAUCUCUUAAUUAA
Momordica charantia (bitter melon) is the source of this 886-nucleotide messenger RNA. Its product is annotated as RNA-binding protein csdA. The record is from RefSeq and is a predicted model, not a curated record. NCBI's taxonomy places the organism in Eukaryota, Viridiplantae, Streptophyta, Magnoliopsida, Cucurbitales, Cucurbitaceae. Gene Ontology annotation, molecular function: mRNA binding. Gene Ontology annotation, cellular component: cytoplasm.